UUUUAUGUAUCGGAUACUGAAGCUGACAGACUAUUAAGAUCACGGGAACAUGGGCCACACAACAGAACGGCUGGUGCAUCCUACAUUCAGGUGACAGAGCUACAACACACAGACUAUACAACCGUGCAUUACCUUAUAAGGAUAUAACAGUAGCAGCUUGUUUACUCAUAUCAGAUACAGGACAGGUAUCACCGUGAUGGCAGCUCCGAUGUCUUAUGUUAACCUAGGCCUUGCUGUGUUAUUUGUCCUCGUGCUGUGUCUCGGACUGUCUUUAGCAGAUCAGUAUGGUUACCCAUCAAUAGAGGAGGAGAGUCUGGACAACGCCAUUACAGCAGACAAAAGAUACGCCAUGAUGUCGUACGGAUAUGGCCGAGGCCGAGGGAGCAGAAAUAGGUAUGGAUAUUACAGAAACUUUUACGGAAAGCGUUACAGGUACUACUCCUACUGGCAACCAUGGACUCGCCUCCCAAACAAACAAUGUUACCGCCAGGCCUGUCACUCCGACAAAGACUGUUGUCGGCAUCACAAUAUCUGUGACAAAAGUGCCAAGAUAUGCUAUGACUGUUGGUAUGGUUACCCGUGUCGGACAUCCCGCGACUGUUGUGAAAGGUGGCCUCGCUGCAGCUCCAGAGGAAGAAUGUGUACAAGUUAAAAUGCACAGACAAGCAUGACGUCAUUAAAUCCUCGCUCAUGAAAAUAAAUCCAUACGACGCAUUUUCUAUUUUUGCUAUGCCUUUUUUGUGUCGAGGAAUGCAAUUCUUCUCAUCUCAACAUGUCCCUGUUUUUGACCCCACUGAUAAUACAGAGUAUAUAACCUCUGAAUCAAUCUAAACUGACUUCCGAUUAUAUUAAUCCAAUAGUCCAUUGUGUAAUAUUUGUGGGUUUUUUUCAUUAAAUAUUUUGAUUUGAAUAAAGAA
Messenger RNA from Pecten maximus, 917 nucleotides. RefSeq lists its product as uncharacterized. Lineage: Eukaryota; Metazoa; Mollusca; Bivalvia; Pectinida; Pectinidae. The coding region runs from base 197 to 652 and encodes 151 amino acids. The record is from RefSeq and is a predicted model, not a curated record. The transcript is spliced from 5 exons.